AUGGCGAAGAUCUGGGCGAUACAGAAAGUGCUCGAUCCUGCAUAUCUGAGUCGCUGCCAGACGACUUUGAGACAGUGGUUUGAGACAGCACAACAAAUUCGUGACAAGUAUUUCACCGAUAUAGAUGAUUAUCUGGCUACCAGAGCUGUGGAUUGCGGUGCCAACUGGAUUGUCCAUCUUAUGGCCUGGUCUAGUGGUCUUGUGCUCACACCAGAAGAAUACGACAAAGUCGGACCAGUUACGUAUCUAGCUUAUGUCGAGAAAGAGAAACGGGCAACAAGAGAAUCGGAAGGAUCUGCUCCACUCGUGAAUGCCGUGCAGUUGGUGAUGGAAAUAUAUAAUACUAAUGAAGAAAGCGCGAAGGAGAUUGUCUGCAACAUUAUCCAGGAGCAUGAAGAACGUUACUGCCGUCUUCGUGAUGAAUAUCUCAAAAGACCAGAUAUUACCUUGGCGAUUAAGAAGCGGUUUCGGAUUGUUGAGCUAUCCAUUGCUGGAAAUGCAAUGUGGAGCAUCCGCGUUUUGCGAUAUCAUCAAGACGUACAGAAUCCCUACGAAGGAACUUUCGACUUUCCUUCUGUCUUUAGCUCUCUGAAAAUAACGCAGUUUUCUCCAGAUGUGACAUCACAAAGAGAGGGCAUCGCAGAUGUGAAACAAAAGAGUUCAGCAUUGGCGCCAGCACCGAAGCUGGAUGACACCAUAUCAUGGAAGCCAGACGAAUAUCUCACCUCCACACCAACGAAAAGGUUCCACAAUCAACUGGUAGACGCCCUCCAAGAGUGGUACCAGCUUCCCCAACCCUCGCUAGCUAUUAUUUCCGGAAUAGCAACUCUGCUCUAUGAAGCAUCUCUCAUGCUGAACGAUGUACAACACGUCAACCUCCUCCGUCGCGGCAAGCCUGCAGUCCAUACCAUCUUCGGCGUAGGACAAACCAUCAACUCGGUAUGUUUCCAAAUCAAUAACGCCCAGCGACUCUGUCUGCGGCUUUCUGCUUCAGCAUCCUUGAUCUUUUCCGACCAACUUGCCCACCUCUUCGCCGGCCAAGCCCAUGACCUCCACUGGGCCAGACACAAGACCAUUCCGACAGAAGAAGAGUACUUCACAAUGGUCGACGGCAGUAACACCCUCGACUUAACUCACUUCAUGAACCUAAUUGGAAGAGCCUACCAACUGGGAGACGACUACCAAAGUCUAGCAUCCGCAGAUUACACCACCCAGCGCGGUCUUUGCCAAGGCCUUGACCAAGGAGGAUUCUCUUAUGCUUUACUCCGCGCCCUACAAAAUUCCGAAGACCCCACCGCAACCCGGGGUGUACUACAUGAGCUUUCUGUGGAGAUAAUGAGGCAGCUUGAGAUGUAUGAAAGCAAGACGAAGGUGAAGAAUUGGUUGUUGGCGACUAUUCUGGCCAAGCUGCAGAAUGACUUCUCUACUCGAAAAACUGAGAGUAAGAAAGAGGAUACAUUGGAGAAGGUGUUGCGUGUGUGGGGUGGCUAUCGGGAUGAGGCGUGGAGGGAUGUUCUGAACUGAACUAGGGUUGGAGACAGAAUCUUUGGACCUGAUCUCACAUAGUCGGCAUAUUUGA
This is a messenger RNA of Aspergillus neoniger CBS 115656, 1579 nucleotides long. Its product is annotated as polyprenyl synthetase. Gene Ontology annotation, molecular function: prenyltransferase activity. The record is from RefSeq and is a predicted model, not a curated record. NCBI's taxonomy places the organism in Eukaryota, Fungi, Ascomycota, Eurotiomycetes, Eurotiales, Aspergillaceae. Bases 1 to 1524 code for a protein of 507 amino acids. The transcript is spliced from 11 exons. Gene Ontology annotation, biological process: isoprenoid biosynthetic process.